AUGUCUCCUUCAGGUAGACCGUGGCCCCUGAGCCUCAUGUUUCUUUUGGGGAUGGGGAUGGCAUCAGAGAGGAUCAACUGCCCAAGCAGGUGUAGCUGUCAGUACCUGGAAGUGAACUGCACAGGGCAGCAGUUGCAGGAGUUCCCUGCAGCCAUCCCGCUGGACACCAGGCAGCUGAUUCUGGCGGCAAACAACGUCUCAUACCUGCCAGCAGUGGAAUUGAGCUUCUUGGCUGACUUGGUCUAUCUGGACUGCAGGAAGAACCUCUUGGGGGAUGACCUUGAUUUCACUUUCAUUGGUGUGGCUAAGCUUGUCUAUCUGGACCUCAGCUUCAACAACGUCACACAGGUCACCUUCAGCACCUUCUCACACCUCCUCAGCCUGGUGGUGCUGAAGAUGUCAGACAAUCCCAAACUUGUGACCAUAGAGAAGGAUGCUUUCGCCAACAACACCUGGCUGAGGCACCUGGAUGUGAGCCGGACGGGCUUAACGUUCCUGGACACCAGCACUGUCCGGGACCUGCCCAACCUGAGGUUUCUGGGGCUCAGUGACAACCUGUGGCACUGCAACUGUUCCUUUUUGGACUUCAUCACCUGGAUGACAGAGAGCAACGUUCAUUUUCCAGAUGCUGACAACAUCACCUGCUACACCCCAGAAGGCCUACAUGCCCUGAAAAUGCCUGCAGUGGAGGCACAGCUCCACUUCAACUGCCUGACCCAGCUGUACAAGCGAGACUACAUCUUUCUGUGUCUCAUUGGCUUCUGCAUAUUCUUUGCCGGCACUGUGGCAGCCUGGCUGGCUGGCGUCUGUGCUGUCAUCUACAAAGUCCACACUUCAAAGGGAGAGGAGGGCAGGGGAGAGGCGGAGGAAGACACAGUCACUUAG
This is a messenger RNA of Aptenodytes forsteri (emperor penguin), 885 nucleotides long. RefSeq names its product leucine rich repeat containing 52 (gene LRRC52). Gene Ontology annotation, molecular function: transmembrane transporter binding; voltage-gated potassium channel activity; potassium channel activator activity. The transcript is spliced from 2 exons. The record is from RefSeq and is a predicted model, not a curated record. Lineage: Eukaryota; Metazoa; Chordata; Aves; Sphenisciformes; Spheniscidae. Bases 1 to 885 code for a protein of 294 amino acids. Gene Ontology annotation, cellular component: voltage-gated potassium channel complex.